AUGAGCUCCCCACCCGAAUAUACCCUCUCCCUCGUCUCCUCUGAAGAUGACUUUCUCGCUCUCGCUACCGUCAAAGACUCCGCCUUCAAAUCCUCCGCCUUCGCGCAACUGAAGCUGGGUCCCAACACCGACCUCGCCGGCUUAGCGAAGUACCUCCUCGGGAGCUGGAAGUCAGACCCAGAAGCGCGCUUCAUGAAGGCAUCGCUCCCCUCUGGCCAAAUCAUCGGCUUCGCCAAAUGGAACUUCUUCUCGACCACCGACUACCACUAUCCCUUUCCCACCGAGUUUCUCGAGACUGGCCAGCCGAGCCUGUGUAAGAUGUUCUUUGACGGGCUGGCGAAGGUUAUGAACGAGAAGAUGAAGGGGAAGAAGUUUAUUUACAUGCAUUUCCUGGCGGUUGAUCCAAAGUUCCAAAGGAUGGGAAUAGGGAAGAAGCUAUGUGAUUGGGGGCUGAAGUACGCGGAUGAGAAAGGGUUGGAGGCCUACAUUGACGCGAGUCCUGAGGGCAAGGGUCUCUAUGAGAAGUGCGGAUGGCAAGUCAUUAACACUUUGGAUAUCGACUUGUCAAAGUGGGGAGGGCCGAAGGAGAUUUCGACGUCGUACAACAUGUGGAGGCCACUUGGAGGGGUGGCCGAGAAUAGCGAGAAAGUGUAA
Messenger RNA from Drepanopeziza brunnea f. sp. 'multigermtubi' MB_m1, 654 nucleotides. RefSeq lists its product as uncharacterized. Gene Ontology annotation, molecular function: acyltransferase activity, transferring groups other than amino-acyl groups. The record is from RefSeq and is a predicted model, not a curated record. NCBI's taxonomy places the organism in Eukaryota, Fungi, Ascomycota, Leotiomycetes, Helotiales, Drepanopezizaceae.